Protopolystoma xenopodis is the source of this 2964-nucleotide messenger RNA. NCBI's taxonomy places the organism in Eukaryota, Metazoa, Platyhelminthes, Monogenea, Polystomatidea, Polystomatidae. The record is from the annotation of a GenBank genome assembly.
CCAGCGUCUAGAGGUCUCUAUCAUAGUUGCAUAAUGAACGAUGCUGCGAUUCGGAAUACGCCCUACCAAAUUGGAUUGUUCGAUCCUGCGCAUGUAAACAGGCAAUCUCCCGGUACGACUUUGUCUUCAGACUCUGUGAUACGCUGUGAUCCUCCUUGGAAACCUACGAAUACUCACUACGAAUACGGCAUCAUCGGGCUUCAUAAAGAGAUCAAAGAUUUUUACAGCUACAUUUCUCCAACACUAGAAGAACAGACUGUUCGAGAGCUCGUAGUCUUGAAGGUUAAGGGUGUAAUUCAUGGCCUGUGGCCGGAUUGCCAGGUCGAUGUAUUUGGAAGUUUUAGUACUGGCCUUUAUCUCCCAACAAGUGACAUAGAUAUGGUAAUAUUUGGAAGAUGGGAGGCUUUACCUCUUUACACCCUUGAACGGAGACUUCUUGAGUCUGGCCUGACUUCCGAUAUCAAGGUUUUAGAUAAAGCCACGGUUCCUAUCGUUAAAAUGACUGAUAAAGACACGGAAGUCCGUGUUGAUAUUAGCUUUAAUAUGGCGAAUAGUGUCCGUGCCGUUGAUUUGAUUAAAAGGUAUGUUCGUACCUACCCCUGCCUUCCAUACCUUGUCUUCGCUUUAAAGCAAUUUCUUUUACAACGUGAUCUCAAUGAGGUGUGGACGGGCGGUCUUAGUUCAUAUGCCCUGAUCCUUAUGUCGGUCCGUUUUUUACAGGCAAGUGAUUCUGUCCGUCCAAAUAUUACAUAUGAACACAUAAAUCUGGGAAGCCUGCUUGUAGAGUUUUUUGAGUUGUAUGGAAGGAAGUUUAACUAUGAAACUACUGCAAUUCGUGUUUUGGAUGGCGGAGUCUAUGUGCGAAAAGAGUUUUUGUAUCCGAAUAUGAGUCUUUCUUCGCGACCAUCAAUUCUAUGUAUUGAGGAUCCACUCUGUCCUACUAAUGAUGUGGGUAGACGGUCCUAUGCAAUGUUUCAAGUCAGACGGGCCUUCGAGCAUGCUUAUAUCGCUUUGAGUAGUGCUCUGCUUCCUCAUUACUUCAAUCAAAUGUCUCAUCAAACAGCUCUCAGCCGAAUCAUUAAUAUUUCCCGACAUGUGAUUGAGAAACGACAACGGAUAGCAGAUUACGCAAAUCGUCUGCGAACAUCCUUGCAAUCCAGUAUGGCUAUACCAGUUGCCCUGUUGCCUCAUAUUUCUGGAACGUUUGCUGGGGUAUCGGGACAACCUAGUCCAUCUUCUAGCCAAUUUGCUUCAUCUCCCGCAAUUUCAAAUACACGGAAUCCUAUUUCCUGGUCAGAUCUGCCUUUUUUAAGCACUGGUGUCGUGUCUACAUCGUCUAAUUUGAAUGGACUCGUCACAACUUCAACUUCAACCCCGACAUCUGAUGCCCCAUCCAUCACAUUCUGCCAUCCUCUUACUUAUCCUACAAUCUUUGCCCCUCAGGUUCCUUUUUCUCGUUUGCCUAGCAUUGGCAGCAACAUGCCUGGGACCCAGUUAUUUUUAGUGGGCGGUAGUGUUUCAUCAAAUUCAACUCGAGGCGAGGCUUCUAAUCGACUGAAUGCGCAUCCCGUCGCGCUUAAUCUAUCUUCAACGCCGUCCAUGUCAACUGUAGAUGAUACUCCACAAGGUCUCUCACGUCCAAUCCAUUCACGGCAACUGGUUCAGCAAAUGCAUUCUUUCACUGCAAACUUAGAGCACCAGCCACUCCUAGCAGCUAUCUUUAAUCAUUUGCCUUCAGGCUCUCCUUACUCAUCCUCCGCACGUGCUGUCACACCCUUCGGAUUUGGUUUUCCAUCCCAUUCUUCUGUGCUGCCCGUUCCGUCUAUUCUGCCUAGAAAUGCCACUAGUCUGUAUGCCCUUCUGCCGCUUGUGCAACCGUUUUCUUCUAUACAAUCUGAUAAUUCAUCAGUAAAUUCUGAUUCCCCUCUUAUGUUCAAAAUGAAUGAUCAAGUCUCUUCAGCCGCAUCCCCUAUUCUGCUACAUGCUUUGGCUGUACCGGUAGCUGGCCUACCUGGUCCUCCAAUUAUGGAUUCUCGUGUUUCACAACAGCCCAUCCAACAAAAGGACUCGGUGCUUAUCGCUGAUUCCUUUGAUAAGGACAAUCCUGUUCCUCAGAACGCAAUAUCUGGAACUUAUCGCUCGGAUAUUUCUACUAUUUCGAAGGCUCGUGGUCAUUCAGCUGAUCCAAACACUUUGGAAACAUCAGGUCUAAAUCUUUUAUGGAAAGAGGACGGAAUAAGGCGCAUGACUGACACAAGAAAGUUAGGAUUAAUUGAUUCUAGUCUCCGUCGGGUUAACUCUGAGAAGUCAUUUUGUUUAUCCCAGUCAGGGGUCCAAGAAGUCGACUUUGCCGGCCGGAUUGUCGAUCUUUCUUCACUUGACUUGAGUCCUGUCGCUUGCAGAGAUGAACAUUCUUCAAAUACUUCUACGGUAUCAUCUGGUUCAAAUCAGAGUUCUUUGUACUCUAUGGACGCGGAUGUAAAUGAUGAGUUUAGGCUUGACGACUACUCAGUUUCGCAUGCCGAAGUUGGCGCGUUAAUUGCGCAGGUGAAUACAGAAGAUACUUGUCAAAAACCAUCCAAUACAUUUAGCUUUCCACAGAACAAUAUUGAGUUUGUAUCCAAAGGUUCGCACAGUCCCAAACCUACAAGACGAACACUUCGCAGACCUCACCAGUCUCCUCUCUCCUCACAGCCACGCUCCGAGGAUCCAUUAAGCUGUAAAAUUACUCAUGAAAUGACUCCAGCUUUAGCAGUCGUGGAUUUAGCUUCUGACAACUCCAAGGUCCUAGCAGAGGGUGCAUCGACUUCGGUCUCCGCUAAAUACGUUGACACUCCAAAAUCGAAUGGCUCAUCUGUAAACCAUGCUGUCAAAACUUUAUCUGAUCAAAGUGCAAUACUUAUUCCCUUACAUCAAUCCGUUUCACGACGACGUAACCAACCCCAUAGAUUCUUUGGUCACUGA